Molecule: messenger RNA, 3652 nt
Organism: Drosophila serrata
Lineage: Eukaryota; Metazoa; Arthropoda; Insecta; Diptera; Drosophilidae
Gene: SK
Product: small conductance calcium-activated potassium channel
Biological process (GO): potassium ion transport
Cellular component (GO): membrane
Molecular function (GO): small conductance calcium-activated potassium channel activity; calmodulin binding
Source: RefSeq, a predicted model, not a curated record
CAGGAGACACACACACUCACACUCACCUCGCAAAGAGGCGCAUACAGAAACUUAAUAUAUAAAAGUUACCAAAAAAAAAAAGAAAAAAGAAAAUACAAAGAAAAGCAAGUGCAGGCAAGGGCGCCCGAGUGCGGCCAAUGGAAAUGCCAAACAAAAUGCAGAAGCAACAAAUUCAACGGCAACAAAAACAACAACAGCAACAGCAGCAGGAGCAACUGCACUUUCCAAAUACAUAAGUCCACCGAAUACCGAUACCGUUUUGUGGUCCGUCUUUGUCGCGCGCGUUCACACACAUACACACACACAUACAUCUACACAUGCAAGUGCAUAAAUGGCAAUAUGGACGAGCAGAAGCAGCGGCAGCAACAGCAGCAACAACAACAACAACAGCAGCAGCAGCCUGGUCUACCAGCACAGUGACACGCGCGUGCCAAACAUUGCCGAUUUUAUCAUCAGAGGCGAACGCCACCAGCAGCAGCAGCAGCAGCAGCAGCAACGACAACAACUCCAGUGGGACCAGCUAUUAACUGAAGGAGUCGCAACAAUAAUAACAAUACCAACAACAACAACAACAACAAUAAGAACAACGAACAUUGCUGAAAGGCGUCGCCAAAUAUCAAAAUGUCAAUUCAGAAGCUGAACGACACCGCCAACUCGGGCUACGUGAGUUCCGAGGAGACGGACUCGCUGCUGGUGAGUCAGAAUCCAAAUCCGGCUCGCGUCGGCGGCGGACGAACGGCGCUGCUCCGGCAGGUGAAGAGCAGCUCCACAAAUGGACCAACCGGUGCCACCUCCACCUCCUCGACGGGCUCUGGCACUGGCUCCGGCACCGGAUCCGUCACAGGCUCUGGUGCGGGCUCUGUGGCGGGUUCGGGAACGGGAACGGGAACGGGAACGGGAACAGGCUCCGGAGCUGGGAGCACACAGGCCAGUAAACCGACGCUGAUGCGUCAGGAUCGGACUUCCACAUAUCUAACCAGUCCGCAGCAAUCGCAGCAUGCGAGAAUGGGCUCCGAGGAGAGUAUGAGAGGAGGCUGCGGUGGCGGUGGUGGCAUAACGAAUCCCCACGACGAGGAUGUGGAGCAGGGACUGCUCCGUACAAGCCUAGUGCCUGACAUCGAAGUUCACGAAGAGGACCAAGAUCAGACCAACGACCAAAAACAACAGCAACCACAGACCAUAUCAAUUAUGAAUUUAAGCCUGAAGCCCGGCGAUAGCCACAGUCACAGCCAUAGCCAUAGUCAUAGUCCCAGUCCAGGGCCAGGUCCGGGUCCCGGUCCCGGUCCUGGUAGCCAUCCCAAUUUGGGCACAUCAUCAUAUCAGAAUCUGGCCUCAAGCAUACCGCCCAGCGCUCCAAGCCGGUGCCGGGCAUGCCGCAAUUGCAGCCGUCGUGCUUCCACCACGCCCAUGUCCAGCUCCAUUGCGGAUCGGGGGCAGAUCGAUAGGAGCGCCUCGCGGGAUAGCGUCAAGAGCGCCUUCCAGGGCCAGGGCAAUCUCAGUGGAUCCAUGCUGCUCCAGCUGCAGCAGCAGCAUCAGCAACAGCAGCAGCAGCAACACUAUCAACACCAGCUCCAAGUAGUCCACCAGCAGCAGCAGCAGCAGGUGCCACCUCCAGUCCUUAUCACAUCGUCGCCCACGAAUGGAUCCCGAAUAAUCCGUCAGAGUUCGCAGCCAGAAUCGAGCACCACGGCCAUCGUUUGCUGUGGUCCCCACUCCGCCUGUGUGGGUCACUCGCAUUCCCAUUCGCACACGGUGCCCAAUGUGUCCCUGAAGCAGCUCAGGGAGAGCUCCGGCGAUGGCAUCGCUGGCAUUGCAGCGGAUUCAUUGAGGAUCAACGGUGGCAUGCGGCCCUUCAAGCAGCUCCGCAAACCGGCGUCGACACUCUCAAUUCCUGGCUCGAUGAAAACACCUUCCAUUGCGAACCGGGAACAGAUCUCAUCUGGAUGCAACGAAGAAGCGGCCGAGGCACUAGUGGGUAUCCACUCAGACUACCCUAGGUAUGAAAUGUAUAUGGAAGAACGUGCUCUUACUGGCGGCAAUACGUCCAGGAAGCCAUCAACAAACUCGGCCAAACACAAACCCAAUGUGGGCUAUCGCCUGGGAAAGAGGAAAGCCCUCUUUGAGAAACGCAAGCGCAUCAGUGACUACGCCCUGGUUAUGGGCAUGUUCGGGAUCAUCGUGAUGGUAAUCGAAAACGAGCUGAGCAGUGCCGGUGUCUACACAAAGGCAUCGUUCUACUCGACAGCGUUAAAAACCUUAAUAUCUGUUUCGACUGUGAUUCUUUUAGGACUUAUAGUAGCUUACCAUGCUUUGGAAGUGCAGGUGAGAUUAUUCAUGAUAGAUAACUGCGCCGACGAUUGGAGGAUCGCAAUGACAUGGCAACGAAUUAGUCAAAUAGGGUUAGAACUUUUUAUAUGCGCUAUACAUCCAAUUCCUGGCGAAUACUAUUUCCAGUGGACGACGAAAUUGGCCAAUAAGAAUAAAACAAUUGGCACCGAAAUGGUGCCAUAUGACGUAGCUUUAUCAUUACCUAUGUUCCUUCGAUUAUAUUUAAUCUGCCGCGUAAUGCUGCUGCAUUCAAAGCUAUUCACAGACGCAUCAUCACGGAGCAUUGGCGCUCUCAAUAGGAUUAAUUUUAACACAAGAUUCGUUUUAAAAACUCUUAUGACAAUAUGCCCGGGAACGGUUCUAUUGGUCUUCAUGGUCUCGCUGUGGAUCAUCGCCUCCUGGACGCUGCGUCAGUGCGAAAGAUUUCAUGACGAAGAACAUGCGAAUCUUUUGAAUGCAAUGUGGCUGAUAGCGAUAACAUUUUUGAGUGUUGGUUUCGGUGAUAUUGUUCCGAAUACGUACUGUGGACGUGGUAUCGCUGUCAGUACAGGAAUAAUGGGCGCCGGCUGUACGGCCCUUCUGGUGGCCGUCGUUUCCCGGAAACUGGAGCUGACCCGUGCCGAGAAGCAUGUGCACAACUUCAUGAUGGACACGCAGUUGACCAAAAGGCUGAAAAAUGCUGCGGCGAAUGUCCUUCGUGAAACUUGGCUCAUUUACAAACAUACAAGACUAGUAAAACGGGUUAAUCCCGGCCGUGUAAGAACCCACCAAAGAAAGUUCCUUCUAGCUAUAUAUGCGUUGCGAAAAGUUAAAAUGGAUCAGCGCAAACUAAUGGAUAAUGCAAACACAAUAACUGAUAUGGCCAAGACACAAAACACUGUCUACGAGAUAAUAUCGGACAUGUCUAGCCGUCAGGAUGCCAUCGAGGAGCGCUUGACCAACCUGGAGGACAAAAUGCAGAGCAUACAAGAGCACAUGGAGAGCCUUCCGGAUUUAUUGUCCCGCUGCUUGACCCAGCACCAGGAGCGGAUCGAGCAGCGUCGCAACUUUCUGCAUCCGGAUACAGCGGCGGCGGCGGUGGCCCCCAUUGCUGCACCGACCCCCCAAUCGAUGUUCAACGCGGCGCCUAUGCUGUUUCCGCAUUCUAGAAGUGUUCCCUCAUCCAAUAACGCCGCUGCUACUUACCAUUGGCCAACAAGCCCUAUUUUGCCACCUAUAUCUAGUAGAACACCACAUUUAGUGCCUGAUACUCACAUGCCAUCAAAUGGAUCUGCAGUUAAUAGCUACGCAUCUUCCAACAAAUACGGCAGCUGAAUAUCAGAAA